CAUUCAUUGAUCUUUGUCUUGACAGGUACUUGUGCGAGAGUAUAUCUAACAUCGAAAAAGUCCCAAUUGGUAUCACUUAGUUGUGAGUUACAAUCAGAAAAGAAUCAGCCAAAAUGAUAGCCGUUGGAUUGUUGGCUCUGGUAGCCCUUUCUGGAGUUUUCUCUGCCUCCGUUCCAUUCCACCCCCUCUCCGAUGAAUACAUCGACCACAUCAACAGCCUGCAGACCACGUGGAAAGCAGGCAGGAAUUUCCCCAAAGAUAUGCCCCUGUCCAACAUCAAACGGCGUAUGGGAUCACUCAAGAGUGAAAACAAGGGGAAAUUACAAAAAGUUCACCACGUCAAAGCCGAUGAUGAGGUCAUUCCUGAUACCUUCGACGCUCGAGAAAAUUGGCCCGAUUGUAAGUCGAUCGGAUUGAUCAGAGAUCAGUCAGACUGCGGAUCAUGCUGGGCGGUAGCAGCUGCUGCUGCCAUGUCUGACAGAAUCUGCAUCGCUACGAGUGGAACCGACCAAUCUCUGGUAUCCGACGAGGAUCUUCUUUCUUGCUGCCCGGAUUGCGGUUUUGGGUGUGAUGGUGGAUAUUCAUAUCAUGCUUUUGAAUACUGGCAAGAAACAGGAAUCGUCACCGGAGGUCCAUACAACAGUACAACUGGAUGCAAAGCCUACUCCAUGGCACCCUGUGAACAUGGUAGUACCCAAGGCGAUCUUCCCAAAUGCCCGUCUCAGGGUUAUGAGACACCCGAAUGCGUUCGCAGUUGCGACAAAGGUUCCAAUCUCUCGUACAACGAAUCGAAAACCUAUGGUCUGCAGGCGUACUAUGUAGAUACGGAUAUCGAUCAAAUUCAAUUAGAAAUACUGAGGCACGGACCAGUGAAAGCUUCCAUCGAAGUAUACAGCGACUUAUUGACUUACAAAAGCGGUGUUUACCAACAAACUUCGGAUGACGAUUUUGGAGGACACGCAGUCAGAGUGAUUGGUUGGGGUGAAGAAAACAAUGUUCCCUACUGGCUCAUCGCAAAUUCCUGGAACGAAGACUGGGGAGACAAGGGUACCUUCAAAAUCCGACGUGGAACGGACGAGUGCGGCAUCGAAGAAGACAUUGUAGCUGGUCUACCACGAUUGUAGUUUUUUUGCAAAAAAGUUACCUAUACAUAUAAUUUUGUAAAAUUUUCAACAUAAUUAUGUG
Phaedon cochleariae (mustard beetle) is the source of this 1185-nucleotide messenger RNA. NCBI's taxonomy places the organism in Eukaryota, Metazoa, Arthropoda, Insecta, Coleoptera, Chrysomelidae. The record is from the annotation of a GenBank genome assembly.